AUGGAAACUCAUCAACCACCGCCUCCUCCUCCACCAGCGCCAUCAAAGACUUUCACCAUUGACUUUGAAGUUCCAACGCAAUUGGACGUCGAUGAGAACUUUGACAAUCUUCGAGACUCACAUGCGCAGUUCAUAGACUCAAUAUUCCCUUCGGAUCCAGAUGCGGAUCUCAGUAGCUUCGACGAUUCGCCGCUCACGAGCUUUCCCACGCCCUCAUCAUCUCACACGCUUUCGAUACAAUCUUUCCAUGCCAAACCCCAGUUCAACCUUGACUCCGCAGAGUCACUGUUAGUUUCGUUCCGGGGGAUGCUGGUUCAUUAUCCUGUCAUUGUGUUGAAGCCUGAUGAGACGGUGGCCAGCCUUGCUGCGUCCAGGCCGUUUGUCUUGUUAUCGAUAUUAGCUGCGGCUUCUGGAUCGCGCACUUUGCAGGGACAUACGCUUUACGACGAUGAGUUUCGAAAAGUGUUGGGCCUCAAGUUCGUGGCAAGUGGCGAGAGGAGCAUGGAAUUGCUACAAGGCAUUCUCAUCUAUUGCGCUUGGUACCCAUUUCAUCUGAGACCAAAGAACAGACAGGCCUUCCAAUACUACCGUAUGGCUGGUGAUCUCUUAAGCGACCUCGAGCUCGACCAAGAAAUGCCCAAUCUUGAUAACACGAUACCGGGCGAUAUGAGCAGUAUGCAGCUCGACAGACUACGGGCCUAUCUAGCAUACCACUACGCCGUGUCCAAGUACGUCCUCCUCGAGAUACACCGAUACCAACUUACUCACAGUUUGGACAGCUUCCUCUGCACUUGGAAGAAGAUGGAUCUGCUCAUGCCUCAGUGGACGCCCUGGACCGCAACGUGCUGCGAACUGCUUCACCGCCAUGCCGAAGCUGAUGGUGAUGUUUCACUGAGCUACCUUGUUCGACUUGCAAACAUGACGACCACGGCGAACAACUCGAUACGAGAUAAUGAUCCACAGGUAAACCAGCAGGUUCAGCUUAUGCUGCUGGGACUUGAGAUGCAGCACAAGGAGAUGAAAGAGACCAUGGUACCACAUCUCUCUCGUUCAGCACCUGUGAAACUUGCACAUCUCUUCUUCGACGUCUUUUUGCAAGGCGGUGCCAUCUUCUGCCUCACACGCGCCAACACAAAGAAGCCUCAUUUCAUCCACCCAUCAUCAUCCCGUCUCAUACGCUGCGUGAAUAACACCCGCGCCCUGUUCGACUACCUCCUCAACCUCGACAGCUUCAAGUACUUCACAAGCAUCGAUUGGACAAAGUUCAUCCUCUCCGUGAUCCUCGCCGUGCGACUCUCUUUCCCCAUAUCUGAGGUGCCAGACUGGGAUCAUGCUUGGGCACGCUCACAGCUACGGUUUGACGAAUUCCUCGAGUUCAUGUGUGACGGGCCGGAGGAUCUCACACCGUCUAGUAAACGUGUCGACGUACUCUCCGCAAGCCGUGUGAUACUACGUGUUGUGAAAUCAAAGUACGACAGACGCAUUGCUAUGCUCACAGCUCCGAGUCUAAGUUCUAGGGGCGUGGGACACCAAGGAUGCCCCAUGUUUGAUAAAGAUAUGCAGCCAUACAUAUCGGCGUGGGACACAGACUUUGACAUGAAUUCUGCACUGCUCACACCGGGUCUGAAUGCGGAUGGACAGCAAACCAUGUACCAUGAUCUAUGGGCGACCAUGACCAUGAGUUGGGCAAAUGAUGGCUCACUGGACUCGUAG
Fusarium subglutinans is the source of this 1713-nucleotide messenger RNA. RefSeq lists its product as uncharacterized. Gene Ontology annotation, cellular component: nucleus. The record is from RefSeq and is a predicted model, not a curated record. Gene Ontology annotation, molecular function: DNA-binding transcription factor activity, RNA polymerase II-specific; transcription cis-regulatory region binding. The coding region runs from base 1 to 1713 and encodes 570 amino acids. Lineage: Eukaryota; Fungi; Ascomycota; Sordariomycetes; Hypocreales; Nectriaceae. Gene Ontology annotation, biological process: regulation of DNA-templated transcription. The transcript has 3 exons.